CCACUUCUCCACUCCACCAAUUUCCCCACCACACUCAAAGUAUCAGCACCAACACCAACCCCACCUCACCAAACAUCCCACUCCACCAACUCCAUUAUCUUUUGCUCCCCACCAAAUCCUUCUCCCUUCUUACUCAAUAGAUCGCCAGUGGAGCUGUUUAAGAAAAUCCAAUUCGUAUAUUCCAACAGAAUGUUUACAGCAAGCUCAUGCCAACAUCAAAACCAAGUUUCACACAGAAAAAAAAAAAAACCCCGAAAUAACAUCUAUAAUCUCCGAGAUCUCCUUAUUCAAACAGUAUAUGCCAACAAAUUUUCACCAAGAAGAAGAAAACAGAUCAGCCAAUCAAGCACAAAUAGACAAGGUCAAGCGCGAGAGUAAGAACUACACAAGGAGUUAGAGUACCUUAGCAAAACUUUGCUAUCAGGUCAAGCGCGAGAGUAAGAACUACACAAGGAGUUAGAGUACCUUAGCAAAACUUUGCUAUCAGGUUGAGCUGUGAUGGGCGAUGAAGUGUUGUUGCUGAGUGGAGUUUUUGUCGAACUUAAAGUAGGCUCAGAAAGGAUACAUGUCUUCAUACAUGUAUCUCAGUUAUGCAUUCCGCUAUAAACACUGAUUAUUUCAGUUACAUCUUCCGUUGCAAACUCUGAUAAUGUUUUAGCCAAGCCCCUAACGAUGCCUUUUUCCUUUUAAGGAAUAUAACGCGUAUACAAGUUCUUUGAGUACCCUUUUUAUACGACCUAUGCCUUUUUCCUUUUUAAGGAAUAUUUCACGCGUAUUCAAGUCCUUUGAGUAUUCUUUUAUACGCCCCUUUCUCAACCCGCUUCUUAAUUUCCCUUCCCCAGUCAUGGUUUUCCCGGAUUAAUUAUCCUUAAUUAAGGCCGGUCGUGACAGAGUGGUAUCAGAGCAGUUCGUUUGCUCUGAGCCUAAGAGUUCAUUUAAGCCAAACUUAGAAUGGAUCACUAAAGUGUCUAGAGUUCAAUCGACAAAGCUCAGCACUUCAUCGCAUCACACUCAACGAAGCAGAAUGGUAAGCUCUUCCAAGUUUUGAGUUAAUGUUUACAAAAAGUGAGAAUUAUCGUAAUAGCAAAGUGAGUAACUGUUAAUAGCUAUGUUAUGUUGUUAUUGAAUGAAAUGAUUUACGCAAGCGCGAUUAAGUAUGCCUAUGGAAUGAAUCUCUAUGAACAUAGAGCUAUUAAGAUAUGAGAUCACCACUACUACAGAACAUAGAAGAAAACAUAGAAGAAAUUAGAUUGUAUCUUUUGGUGGCUAUAGUGAAGGCAGCAAGAUAAGUGAUACGUAUAGAAUAAUUCUUAAGCUCAUGAUUUUAUAGCCGCUAUAAAUCUCCAUGACUUAUGCUUAAGUAUCCAAUUUAGAUAAUGAGAUAUUAUAUGCUUAAGAAUUGAUAUGACUCAUGGAUAUGAGAUGCUAAGAACCCUUAGAGCUUACUACAUCAAUAUUGUCAUUGGAGUUAUGACUUGUUUACAAGUUAGAAUAAGUUAACCUGUACAAGAAUUCUUUAGAGGCUUGUAUUAGAUUAUGCUAGAGUGUACUAAUUGGCACAUCUUUGCUACCAGAAUGCCGCCUAAGAGAGGACGCCCUGCGAGAAACAAUAACAAUCGCAGAAACCGUAACGCUGUACCCGAAGAACCACAAGAUGCUCGAGGACAUAACCCAUCCCCUCCGCCCCCAACUAGGAGAGUCGAAGAACUCUUUUUAAGGCAAAAUCCACCUACGUUUGACGGAACGAGUGAACCGGCUGAAGCUGAGAUUUGGGUGCGUGCAAUGGAACGCAUUUUCAACUUCCUACGUUGUACUGAUGAGGAGCGCCUAUCUUGCGUCUCAUUCCAGCUAACAGGAUCAGCGGAUUUCUGGUGGGAAGCACGUCGAAAAAUUCUGACACCUGAACAAUGGGCAAGUUAUACUUGGGAAGAUUUUAAGACAGGAUUAUAUGAUAAAUAUAUUCCGAAAAGCUAUAGGAAGAAGAAAGAAGCUGAGUUCUACGAGUUAAAGCAAGGAAAGAAAUCUGUGGUUGAAUACGACAAGGAAUUCUGCAACCUGUCUAGGUUUGCUCCGCAACAAGUGGACACAGAUGAGAAGAUGGCAGAGAAAUUUUGUGCCGGUCUGCGACACGAGAUCAGGAUGGCUCUAGCAAGUCACGGAGGACUCUCAUACACGGAGUCUCUGAACAGGGCACUUGACAUUGAAGCUGCAAUGCCGUCGGACAAGUCAGCCCCAUUGUUGAUCUCGACGCAAAAAGACUUACCAAUAGCCUCACAUACUCUCAAAGGGAAGCGCAAGUGGGACAACAACGAAAACAAUAUCAAUCAGACUAGUAAGAAAGUGUGGCAAGAAAAGGAACGGGCCGAACAGUUUAUUCAACCAAGGCACGAGGCACAGACUAACCUCGAGCCAACUGGGGAUAGCCAAGGUCAGAGAGGAAUUUCACCUUGCCCAAAUUGUGGUAAGAUGCAUAGGGGUAUCUGUCGGGCUGGAACUAACGGUUGUUACAAUUGUGGCCAAAAAGGUCACUACUCCACGCAAUGCCCCCACAAAUAACGAGGUUCAGCAAUUGAGAACACCCACACCCCCUUGCCAGCAAUACGCGGACACUUGCGUAAUCAGCCUCAAUCACAUCAGUGAAAAUCUUAUGGAGACAUCGCAGACAAGAGAAGUUACGCGGGAACUUGAAGACAAGAUGAAGGAAAAAUAUCCCGAACUGUUUUAGCAGAGAUAUGCAAAUUUCGGGACGAAAUUUUUGUUAAGAGGGGUAGUAUGUAGUAGCCCGCUCUUUUAAUUAUGAUUAAAACUAGUAAAUGCAAAAAUUUUUAUAAAUGAAUCCAGUUUAUGGUCCUGAUUUUUUUUUUAUCAGAAACGAAGUUAUUAUUUUA
Salvia miltiorrhiza (redroot sage) is the source of this 2888-nucleotide messenger RNA. RefSeq lists its product as uncharacterized. The record is from RefSeq and is a predicted model, not a curated record. The transcript has 4 exons. Gene Ontology annotation, molecular function: zinc ion binding; nucleic acid binding. NCBI's taxonomy places the organism in Eukaryota, Viridiplantae, Streptophyta, Magnoliopsida, Lamiales, Lamiaceae. Bases 1537 to 2556 code for a protein of 339 amino acids.